CCCAACGCGAUCGCGCACCUCUUAACCCUUCAGCUUGCCACCAAACACUUGUCCAUCACCAUCUCUUGAUCCUUGUCGCCCACCAGAUAUCUGGUAGCCCGCGCUUUCUUGGAGCUAGAAGCAUACCCUUCUCGCGCACGUCGGGAGACCGCUACGGGCAUGAGCUCAUAGGUGCAUCGCUCGCCACCACCGCGAUGUGGUUCCCCUCCUUCCUCACCUUUCCCGUCUCCUUCCCGUCCAUCUCCCUCCCAGCCAACAUACAACGCCGCUUUCUUUCCUAUGUCUUGAAACGAGCUCUUGGCCGCUUCUUUCUCCCCUCUGGCUUCGACGUCGAGCGCAUCCAGGCGCAGCUCAGCGAGGGCCGUGUCGACCUGGACAAACUUGAAGUCAACGUCGAGGAAAUCAAUGCUCUCAUUCCUGAGGGCCUACCGUUCACUGUCAUCGGUGGCGAGGUCGCCAAAGUUUCGGCGCGCGUUCCGUUCCCUAAUCUUUGGAGCGACCCGCUGGCUCUCACCGUCGAUUCAGUGACCCUCGAUGUAUCCCUGGCCGCGGCCAAGGGAAGGCGCGGGCCACUGGGGCCAUCGGUGCCUCACAUCGAUCUGGCGAGUUCCGUUACUAGUGCAGCCGGCGACUUCCUCCACGAUGAGCUCGAUGCUUUCGAGGGCGCGGAACUUGACCGCACAAUCCGAGAAUCACUGAUUCUGAACCCGCCAGGUGACGUUCCGGGCGCCUUUCCCCCUUUCACGUCCGACAAUGGUGGCGGAUCUCCCGCAGCGGUCGAGAGCACGACAGUACUCGCGUCUCUUGUCGAGCGUGUCCUCGCGCGACUGCAGUGCCGCAUUUGCAAAAUUCGUCUACGCGUGCGCUACGAGCAUGAAGACAUAUUAGGCGUCCUCGAGCUGCGUAUCGGCGAGGUGCGUUACGCGGACGAGACACCCGAGACCGUCACGGGCGCCACGAAGACCGUGCGCGCCGUUAUAAUCUCCAACGUCGGCGUGUAUCUCCUUCCUAUCCCGAAGGAAGACGAACCACACCAGGUUCCGCUGAGUCGCAUGACGAGUGCCUCGUCGUACGAGUCGUCGCUGUCCGAUGAUGACGACUAUCAAGACAUGAUCAUGUCGCAAGCUGUCGCCGACCUCAGAGUGAGCUCUGCUCCUGCACCGCAGCCGCCAGCAGCGUCCUUCCGCAGCACACCGGGAUCAAUGUAUCAGAGCGCUGCGGGCUCGGACGUAUUUCAGAGCGCCCACGGGUCCGUGUUUCACAGUGCUCGCGGUUCGGGCAUGUUCAAGAGCACCAUGACGAGCGCAUCGGGGCGAAGCGUGUAUCAGAGCUUCGUGGAAGACCCAGCAGCCGAGCCGAUCUCCGCCUCGCGUCAAGAGCUACCGGCUGACCCGUUUGGCUCGCCUCAAGCAUCCCCAGAGGCUCGCAAGGGGCGCUCAAUUGAGUCAGCUCCAGCAGAUGAGCCGCCAACUGCGGGCUCGCAACGCACAAGCCGCUCCGCCACACCGGUGGCGUCCUACGAGCCGGAGGAGACACUUCUCAUGUCUUUUGGAACGGAAGAUAUCAUCUUGCGCAUGACGACUGCGACCACGAUGCCCCCAAGCUCCCGUGACUGGGCGCGGGAUCCGGGUUCCCCAAUGGCCAUGCCUCGAGUUGUGGACACGCCUGUGGCACCCAUUCCGUCAAUACGCAUCGAUAUGUCCGUGGGCAUGAUUGCUGUGGCCCUCCUUCCCUCACACGCGGGUUUCCUGCUCAGCUUGGCGCAAGCGGCGCUAGCUCACUCUGGCUCAACCGCACCCGUCCCGCAGGAGGUUAGCGUCGACCCACCCCUCUCCCAGCCGAAGUUUGACGCGGAACUUCGCAUCAAGGGCGUUUACGUCUCGCUAGUGUACGACCUCAACAAGCCUUCUGACGAGUACAAGUCCAUGGUGGAAAGUUAUUUCUCGCGCCCUGCAUCGGUAUAUCUCCCGAUCGGGCAUCUGCGUCUCAAGCUCGAAGACAUGGGGGCGGCUUACAGUGUUCCGGCCGCGAUCAAUAAGGUCACGCGCAAGCUGACACGCCGCCGCUCCACGGCUGGAACCAAGGGCACGGUUGUUAGUAUCACUGUCUCAACGAUUGCGGUAUUCGAGUAUCUCGCAUCGGCAGAAAGUGGGGGCGACGAGCCGCCGGGCGGCACCUUCCCUGUGCUCAUCUUUGAUGCUAACCUUCCCAAGCAGUAUGACGUGCCGCCUGGCGCACCGUCGAGCUUACUAUCAUCUAAUUCGCGAGCGCCCGCGAACCUCACCUCCUUUCCACAGUUUGACAGCAUCGACUGGCGGAAUGCGGGCCCGCAGAAGCCUGGCGCCGAGAAAGCGUGGCGAGUACGUCCCCGGAGUAAGGGAAUACUACGCGGAGGGUUCGGGGCAAGUCCGGAGCCUGUCGUUGCAGCUGUCGUUAUCCACAAGGACAUGGAUGACAACGAGCCGGCGACGGUGGAACUGCUCCCUGUGCACGUCUUUCUCGACCUCUCGUUGGUCGAGCGGUUGCUCCCCCUCCUUCGCUCCCUCGCGCCAGCUGUGCAGUCGUCAAGCGAGCACCAUACUCCGACCGCACCCCACGCAGCAUCACGACCGCUUACCUCGCUCCGACCUGCCGAGGACCCACCACACUUCGGGCGAAGAGGCUCCAUGGCAGCACCUCCUCGCGUGUUGUUGACUGUCCGCUGUCCGAUGAUACGUCUAGACAUCCGUUGCCCUGCACCACUCAGCCGCCGCGGGUCGUGGGGUGACGGCGCUCAUCUACGCUCCGGAAUAGUAACACUCGACAUCCAUGACCUUAACAUACGCGUCGCGGAGGACAAGCUUGAUGCGCGUCGUCAUCUCAGCCCCGAUGUUUCUGGCGGCAUCAAUGUUGAGUUUCAGAAAGUCGUGCUGCUUUUCAGUCGCGUUCCAGAGCAACGCUCAUCCGCAUUCCUGGUGAUAGGGCCACUCGCGCCGGACGAAGGUGACGAGGGUGUGCUUCUUCCAACGGUGAAUGUGCGCUCAGAACUGUCACCUUUAACUGGUGUCAAGACGCAGUCGGUGACCUGCAAGAUUCCCUGCAUCCAAGCCAAGAUACGGCAGUCGACGGUGGAAGGUCUACAAUUCUUCGCAGACGACAUGACCCAUUGGCUUGACGGAGCGUUUGGCGACGGAUCAGCUCCCAAACCUCGCGAUGAUCUCAAAAUGAUUGGCAGCCGAUUCUUUGGGUCCAAGUCAUCGUCUUCAGCCUCAAGUACAGGUGACUACGACGAUGAGGACGACUUUGGGUCUGCCACUUUGUUCCGCCUCGCUGUCAGUGAGGUCGAGGUCGCUUUACUGGUACCAAAAGUGAAGGGCGCGCUCGAGAGCUCUACCACCAGCGAGCGCAUCGUCUCCCUCCGCGCCUCGGAUAUGGAUGUCAAGUUGGAGUCGAACAGUACAAACAAGCAAGAAACGUCUGUGACACUUACAGCGAUGGACGCGGACUUGUUCCACAUGGCUGAGCCCGGAUCCAAGCCGCACCGGCUCUUCGGCCGCACGACACCGCUGAACUACAGCACGCACACCCAGCCACUAGUCCAUUUGCGCUUUUCGUCCCUCACGCGCGAGGACCGCUCCAAAGAGACCGGGAUUCGACUUUCAGCCAACGCGUGCACGAUUUACGUGACAAAGGAUCUGGAGUGGGUGCACGAUCUAGCCCUAUAUGCCAAGACGCCGGAGGGAGUGUUCGAGGACGUCGUGCCAAGCGAGGUGACGAAGGUUACACUGAGUGUAUACGACUGCUCGGUGCACGUUGCGGCUCCGACGAUGCCCGGAGCCCUGCUCGCUGUCAUGACAGCGAUAGAGGUGCGCACGGCCAUGGAGAGCGAGUCCGACGACAAUACCAUCGAUAUCGGUCUCUCUGGCCUGUACUUGCUAGCGAUUGACGACCGCGACUCGGCCACGCCGCUACAGCAUCACGCCAUGUCACUAGAAGCCUGGAAACGGUCAGGGUACGCCCAGCUCGUUGAGCUUGUUGUCCUCGACGGCCAGAUCGUCACCUCGAGCAUGCCUCAUUCCACCUUGCUCGAUAUCCAGCAUAGCCAGAUGCGCGUGACCGCAUGCGCAGACUCGUUCGCAACGUUAGGUGCGCUUGCAGGUGACCUCUCUAAACUCGCCCCCGCUUCGGGGGCACCGCCUGCGCCACGCAAGCGCACUAUGGCGCUGGAUAAGUCAAUUGAUGUGUUCGCGUCCGUGGACCUCGAUGCCUUCGGCCAGGCGCCCGAUGUCAUCUCGGGCGCGGACAUGAUAGAUGAUGACCUUCCAACCAACCUCGACUAUCUCGACCACGCUGCGGGUGCCAAGGCUCCGGCGGUUGACCGUCACACCGGCGAGACGCUCAGGUCGUGGGAGACGCCUGACGAGGCUCCACAGAUUCAAAACGACCUCGGUGGUGGCACGAUCAAGAUCUUCUCCUCGGAACCGUUUGAGGAGGAUCCUGACUACUGGAACAACCUGCCAGUCCUGAGCAAUGGCAUUGAAACUCGCAUGGGCAAGAUGCGCGUGCAGAUUCAGGACUGCUCGCUAUCGGUAUACCUGCAUGAUGGUUAUGACUGGCAGAAGACGCGCAAGGCGAUCGAGGACGAGAUCAAGGCGAUGCGACGGCGUCUCGAGAAGAUCCGUCAACUGCUUGCGUCUGGGCAGAAAGCGGAUGCGUCGGUCGACAUGACGAGCUCCGUUCUCUUUAACUCGGUAUACAUCGGUUUUGAAGGGCGCGAGGACAUGGACACGACGCAGCUCAUGGCCGCGAUCGACGAGGAGCUGCUUGACCUAGAGCCAGCUGAGUCGGACGCGAGCAGCUGGCAGACGUUCCCGGAUCCGGGCGCUGGAGCACAGCAUGCGCCUGCAUCGCGCAAAUCGAACGUGCGGCUGCGUGGCAAACGCUUGUCGCGCUCCAAGAAGGGUCAGAUUGAGUUCAGCGUCAACGGCCUGCGCGCCGACAUCGAUGUGUUCGGCGCGGACGACGCCACCGCCUCGCGCAUUCACGCGACAGUGCAGAGCUUUGAGAUUCUGGAUCACAUCAAGACGUCGACGUGGAAGAAGUUCCUGACGGAGAUGAAGGCUGACUCGCGCGGUAAUGUGCGCGAGACGGAUGCGGACAUGGUGCGGGUCGAAAUUACGAAUGUGCGCCCGAACCUCCCUUCGACGGAGGAGGAGAUUCGUGUCCGUGCCAAGAUUCUCCCGCUUCGCCUUCAUGUGGACCAGGACGCGCUUGAUUUCCUUAAGCAUUUCUUCAGCUUCAAGGCGCCCGGCGAAGAGCCUGUUAACGACAUGCCCAAGACGGAACCGUUCUUCCAACACGUCGAAAUCUUCCCAGUAGAGCUCAAGCUCGAUUACAAGCCUAAGCGCGUCGAUUACUCGGCCCUGAGACAAGGACGCACGAUCGAGCUCAUGAACUUUUUCCACUUCGAGGGCGCCGAGAUGACACUCCGCCACGUCACGCUAUCCGGCGUCACGGGCGGAACGCGACUCGGGGACAUGCUGCAGGACAUUUGGACGCCGGACGUCAAGUCGAAUCAGCUGGCGGACGUGAUUUCUGGGGUCUCCCCUAUCCGCUCGGUCGUGAAUGUGGGUUCCGGAGUCGCAGACCUUAUCUUGCUCCCGAUUGAGCAGUAUCGGAAGGAUGGUCGGAUCGCGCGCGGCGUACAACGAGGGACGAACAGCUUUGUGAGGUCCACGGCAAUGGAAAUGAUGAAGCUCGGAGCCCGUCUAGCAACUGGCACACAAGUAGUGCUGGAGCGGGCCGAGGGCGUGCUGGGACCCAAGCUCGGGGACAGCGUGGUAGUGGAGGCUACGGACGAGUCGGACGAGGAAGGCCAGCACAGCCGAUACCGCAAUCAACCGUCCAACGUGCAGGAGGGCGUCAAGGCUGCGUACGCCAGUCUGUCGUCGAACAUCAACUCGGCGGCGCAGACAAUCUUGGCUGUUCCGAUGGAGGUGUACGAGCGUGCUGGCGACGACGGACCACUACAGACGGUAGUGAGGGCGGUGCCGAUUGCCGUGCUCAAGCCUAUGAUUGGGGCGAGUGAGGCAGUGAGCAAGACGCUGUGGGGAUUGAGGAAUAGUCUAGACCCGCAGGGGCGGCAGGAGCAGGGGGACAAGUACAAGUAGUGGGGGGUUAGUGCAGAGUUUAGGCAUGUGUAUGUAUCGUUGUAUGUGUGAG
Messenger RNA from Cutaneotrichosporon oleaginosum, 6201 nucleotides. RefSeq lists its product as uncharacterized. Gene Ontology annotation, molecular function: phosphatidylinositol-3-phosphate binding. Lineage: Eukaryota; Fungi; Basidiomycota; Tremellomycetes; Trichosporonales; Trichosporonaceae. Gene Ontology annotation, biological process: autophagosome assembly; piecemeal microautophagy of the nucleus; reticulophagy. The record is from RefSeq and is a predicted model, not a curated record. Gene Ontology annotation, cellular component: phagophore assembly site.